AUGCCGAUCCCGACCGCAGAUAUCUACGAUCGCGAACAACAACAAAACGCACAGUCAUCUUCCACAUCAACCUCCAACCACACCUCCAACGGUAUCUCUACCUCCGAAUCCAAUCCCAGCGACAGUGGAAUCCCCUCAAACACCAACUCUGCCUCGUCAAACAAUGAGGGUGAGCGCACUCUGAGCAGGGAAGAGGCCGACCGAUUAUAUGAAGAGCGAAUGGAAGAGGAAUACGCACGGAGAGAGGAGGCGCUUGAUUACGAUUUUAUCGAUGAGGUCUGA
Molecule: messenger RNA, 282 nt
Organism: Penicillium malachiteum
Lineage: Eukaryota; Fungi; Ascomycota; Eurotiomycetes; Eurotiales; Aspergillaceae
Exons: 1
Coding region: 1-282 (93 amino acids)
Source: RefSeq, a predicted model, not a curated record